Molecule: messenger RNA, 4548 nt
Organism: Salvelinus fontinalis (brook trout)
Lineage: Eukaryota; Metazoa; Chordata; Actinopteri; Salmoniformes; Salmonidae
Product: piggyBac transposable element-derived protein 4-like
Exons: 2
Coding region: 1509-2339 (276 amino acids)
Source: RefSeq, a predicted model, not a curated record
CCGACAUAAAUACACAGACUAUACCUGACUUUAUCCAGUCAUGUUUGGUUUCCUUGCAAUCAACUGUUUGUUUGUAACACAACCGUUUGGUUCGUAUGAUGGGUCAUUUCGCGGGACGUAUUGACCCAAAACAAACGACUGGAAGACAACAAGUGACGAGCUCAUUGUGCACCAAUUAUAUGACCACUGUCUCGUUGAUUGACUGUAUUUUAACCCAAUGGCCACUGAUCGUCUUAAAAUCUAGCUGGGUAGAUAGCCAAUGAGCAGAGGUAAACGGCAAUAUCCAAUGGUUCUUUGUUGUUCGACCAACCCAUAUAGUGAACGCUGGCGUAACGAAGGUUUCGCCGUUGCAAAUUGUACUGGAAGGAGCGCAGCUUAUUACGCACACCAGUAUUUCGGUAACUUGCAUCUUCAGCUGUUUAUUUAUCCAACAUCAUGGCGAAUAAGUCAGGGAAAGCUAAAUUUAAGACUAGAUAUACGAAUGUAGAAACAAUUUUAGAGGAAAUUGAUCAUGAAAGUGAGACAGAUCUGCUUUUUGAAGAGGACUCCAUUAGCGCCCAUAGCUACGAUUCUGAAACUGAGGCAUAUUUUUUGAAUGGAGAGGACAUUGUUUUGGACUGUGGCACUGACUCCGACUGGGAGCCCCCAUUGCCAACUUGUCCAUCCCCCUCUGACGCUGGUUCAUCCAGCUGUACCCCUGCUGUCUCUGGCUCCACACCUCCCGGGCCAUCUAGAGGUGUGAAGGCACUGACAAAGAAGAGGAAGAGGGGAAAUGUGCCACCCGCUAACAGAGGGACAGAAGGGUGUUGGCACACUGUCCUAGAAGAUGAUGUGGAGCCCCCCCCCAACCAACUUUUAGGCUGAAAAGGAAGCCAGGACCUCAGGUGAACUCGACCGCAACUUACAGCCCCCUUCAGCUUUUUCAGCUGUUCUUCACACAAUCUGUUGUAGAUUCGCUCGUGUCUAACACAAAUAAGUAUGGGGAGAAGAAGCAAGAAGGGAAAAAGGUAGCAUGGAAGCCCAUAACCAUCUCAGACUUUUUCUGCUACCUUUCACUGGUCAUCUACAUGGGGCUGGUGAAGUUGAAAAGCCUGAAGGACUACUGGAAAACGUAAUCUCUCUACCAACUGCCUUUCCCCAUGACUGUUAUGUCCUGCAAAAGGUUUCUGGUUCUCUCACAGGCGCUUCAUAUCAGUGACCCAAAGGCUGAUGAAGAGAAUGAGAAGAAGAGGCACAGCAACGGUUGAUAGACUGUGCAAAAUCAAACCUCUCUACCACAGCAUUGUUGAGGCCUGCAAGACGUACUUUCAGCCAGCCCAGAACGUGUCAAUCGAUGAGAGGAUGGUAGCCUCAAAGGCCAGAAUUGGCCUCAAACAAUACAUGAGAAACAAACCAACCAAGUGGGGUUACAAGCGGUUUGUGUUGGCUGAUUCUGUGUGUGCCUACACAUGCAAUUUUUUUGUCUAUGAGGGGAAGAACAGUUUAAGGGACUUAGCUAUGACUCUGUAAUGGAGUUAUUGGAUUUUCAACUGCUAGGGAAGGGCUACAAACUGUUUGUGGAUAACUUCUACACAAGCCCUACCCUGUUUGCAGACCUUAGGAAGCGGGAAGCGUGGGCUUGUGGCACCAUUCGUACCAACAGCGUGGGCUUUCUGAAGAUGAAGGUGAACGACAUGCCUAAGCGGGCUGAGCGGGGGACCAUGCGAUGGAUCCAUGAAGAUGGCCUGCUUUUUGUAAAGUGGAUAGAUACCAGAGAGGUGGUGAUGUGCACAACAAUCUACAAGUACUUCAAUGUGGAUCAUGUUGUCAGACGUGUGAAGGACAGUGCCGGGGCAUGGACCACCAAAAAUGUCCCCAUUCCAACUGGAGUAAAGGACUACAACAAGAGCAUGGGAGGUGUGGACCUAUCAGAUGCGCUGAUAGGCUAUUACAAUGUUCUCCAUAAGACAAUGAAAUGGUACAAGACCUUCUUCUAUCAUUUCAUCGACAUUGCUGUGGUGAAUGCAUUCAUCCUACACAAGGAAAUGGCUAAGAGCUGUGGAAAGCCCUUCCUCUCACAGAAAGCCUUCAGAGAGCAGCUCAUCAAGGAGCUUGCUGGCUACAGCACCACUGCACCACGCCCUGUGCCUUCUGCUCCUGCCACAAGUGUUCAUCUGCCCAAAUAUAUUUGUGCAGGCAAGGAUGUGCCUAAGGGCCAAAAGGGCACAGCAUGGAGGCGUUGCUGUGUUGUUUGCAAGAUGAAGUCCCCCAUCACAUGCACCACAUGCUCGGUGACCCUCUGCUUUACAUCAGAAAGAGACUGCUAUGGCAUCUGGCAUCAGCAGCAGAAUAUUGUGUAGAGCAUUGGAAAAGUGGGUGGGGUUAUAUCCUUCCUGUUUGGCCCUGUCCGGGGGUCUCAUCGGAUGGGGCCACAGUGUCUCCUGACCCCUCCUGUCUCUGCCUCCAGUAUUUAUGCUGCAGUAGUUUGUGUCGGGGGGCUAGGGUCAGUAUGUUAUAUCUGGAGUACUUUUCCUGUCUUAUCCGGUGUCUUGUGUGAAUUUAAGUAUGCUCUCUCUUUCUCUCCUUCUUUCUCUCGGAGGACCUGAGCCCUUGGACCAUGCGUCAGGACUACCUGGCAUGAUGACUCCUUGCUGUCCCCAGUCCACCCGGCCUUGCUGCUGUUCCAGUUAACUGUUCUGCCUGCGGCUAUGGAACCCUAAACUGUUCAUUUUUACUCUUGAGGUGCUGUCCUGUUGCACCCUCUACAACCACUGUGAUCUCCACCCGGCACAGCCAGAAGAGGACUGGCCACCCCUCAUAGCCUGGUUCCUCUCUAGGUUUCUUCCUAGGUUCCUGCCUUUCUAGGGAGUUUUUCCUAGCCGCCAUGCUUCUACACCUGCAUUGCUUGCUGUUUGGGGUUUUAGGCCGGGUUUCUGUACAGCACUUUGAGUUAUUAGCUGAUGUACGAAGGGCUAUAUACAGUGGGGCAAAAAAGUAUUUAGUCAGCCACCAAUUGUGCAAGUUCUCCCACUUAAAAAGAUGAGAGAGGCCUGUAAUUUUCAUCAUAGGUACACUUCAACUAUGACAGACAAAAUUAGGAAAAAAAUCCAGAACAUCACAUUGUUGGAUUUUUAAUGAAUUUAUUUGCAAAUUAUGGUGGAAAAUAAGUAUUUGGUCAAUAACAAAAGUUUCUCAAUACUUUGUUAUAUACCCUUUGUUGGCAAUGACAGAGGUCAAACGUUUUCUGUAAGUCUUCACAAGGUUCUAAGAGGUAUAGUCUACGUUAGUUCAACUGAAAUGACGUAAUAACAACGAUGAUUAAACCAGUGUGUGCCCUGUGGGUGGGCUUACCCUCAUUGUGUCCCAGCAGCUCUCUGAUAAAAGGUCACCAGGAAUAGUGACAUGACAACAUGGUCUUUAAGCGCAAUAAUUCCGAUAAAUGUGGUACUAGGCAUCGACUUUAGCCAAUGUGGAGAUCAUUGACCAUAGUCCAGGGCAGAAAAAUGUAAUGCGAGCUCCAGUCCAGACCCUAAGCACGACUAAAAACGUAAAUUCAUUAAAUCCUUUUUUUUACUGACAAAAUGAUUCGCUUCGUUUUUCUUAUAUCGCUCUCUCUCUCUCUCUGUGCAAAGAAGAAGCCCACCAACGCUCCAGUCAAACCAGACGUCAACUUUUACUGUAGAAGUUCCUCGGUUUCCACUAGUUACUACAGCCACAGAGUCAAUAGGUUAUGGUUAGGCAUAAGGUUAGCAGUGUGGUUACUGUUAGGUUUAAAAUCACAUUUUAAGAAGAUACAUUUUAGAAAUACGCAAGGUUUAUUGCCUUUUGGCUGUGGUAACUAGUGACGACCAAGUUCCUCCGCGUUUAUUACAUGCGGUUCGAUAAAUUACCACUAGGUAGCGUUGUUGGACUAGUUACAACGGCUAUCAUACAGCCCUAACCCUGAUCCAUCACUAGUUUAACAAUUAUAGCCUAAAUAAUUAUAGUAAUAGGGAAACCAUUGUCCAUGUGCCCAAGAACGCCAACGUUACCUGUCUAAAUUAUUAUUGCCCAGUAGCACUCACAUCUGUAGCCAUGAAAUGUUUUGAAAGGCUGGUCAUGGUUCACAUCAACACCAUAAUCCCAGACACUCUGGACCCACCCCAAUUCGCAUACCGCCCCACAGAUUCACAUAUGACGCAAUCUCUAUUGCACUCCACACUGCCCUUUCCUACCUGGACAAAAGUAACACCUACAUGACAAUGCUGUUCAUGGACUACAGCUCUGCGUUCAAGCCAUAGUGCCAUCCAAACUCAUCACUAAACUAAGGAUUGGGACUGAACACCUCCCUCUGCAACUGGAUCCUGGACUGCCUGACGGGCCACCCUCAGAUGCUGAUGCUUACACCUAUCCAUUUAAUUAAUCAGGGAUGAAUCAAUUUAUAGCUAGAUACCUUAAUAUGACAGACAUAACUAAAUGUAUAACUAGCAACAUGUAGAUAUGGUCAACUAGCUAGAUGGAAAAUGGUUGUUGAAAAAUGGUUGUACACAAAUCAACAGCCAACAAUAAAUACAGUAUAGUUAACUUAAA